CUCCCUGUCGAAUAUUCCACAUGCUCGCUCGCCCUCACUCUCUCUCUCUGCAAGCAAGCUGCAAACUCAGCCAUAUCGCCAAGCUCUCCUUCAAGAUUCCUCUCUCCUUCUAUUCAUCUCCAACCAAAGUGCCAUAUGUCCGAGGAAACCAUUACAACGCUUGUUCUGUCAGAUGAUUUAUAGUAGCCAUUGGACCCUUGACCAGAGCCACCAUGGGCAUCAGUCUGGUCAAAUUCUCUGGCUUGUUGGUCCUUCGCGUUCUACUUCUUUGUAUGGCAAUGAACAAAAGCAUUGGCCUCACCACUGAUGGUGAGGCACUUCUAAGCUUUAAGAUGGCAGUUGCCAGUUCUGAUGGGGUCAUCUUUCAGUGGAGACCAGAGGAUCCAAACCCAUGUAACUGGACGGGAGUGGUGUGCGAUUCAAAAACAAAGAGAGUAAUAUCACUGAAACUUGCAAGUCACAAACUGAGUGGGUUCAUUGCACCUGAACUUGGGAAGCUAGACCAAUUGAAGACCCUAGCUCUUUCUGACAACAAUUUAUAUGGAACAAUACCAUCAGAACUGGGAAAUUGCUCACAGUUGCAGGGAAUGUUCUUGCAAAGAAACUACCUAAGCGGAGUGAUUCCCAUUGAACUGGGAAACCUCUCUGAGUUGGAAAUAUUAGACGUUUCUAGCAACUCACUUAGUGGAAAUAUCCCAACGUCCCUUGGGAAUUUGGAUAAGCUCGCUAUUCUCAAUGUGUCAUCAAAUUUUUUAAUUGGACCAGUACCUUCUGAUGGUGUUCUUUCCAAGUUUUCAGAGACUUCCUUUGUUGGAAAUCGGGGCUUGUGCGGGAAACAAGUCAGUGUCACUUGCAAAGAAAAUAACACAGGAUCUGGAACAAAUUCCGAGUCCCCGAGCUCAGGCCAAAAUCAAAUAAGGAGGAAGUACUCUGGCCGGCUGCUCAUCAGUGCAUCAGCUACAGUGGGGGCACUACUACUUGUUGCUCUUAUGUGUUUCUGGGGUUGCUUUCUUUAUAAAAGAUUUGGCAAAAAUGACAAGAAAGGUCUUGCAAAGGAUGUCGGUGGAGGUGCAUCCAUUGUGAUGUUUCAUGGAGACUUACCAUACUCUUCAAAAGACAUCAUGAAGAAGUUGGAAACCUUGAAUGAGGAACACAUAAUUGGUUCUGGGGGUUUUGGAACAGUUUACAGGCUUGCAAUGGAUGAUGGCAAUGUUUUUGCUUUGAAAAAUAUUGUAAAGAUAAAUGAGGGGUUUGAUCAUUGUUUUGAGAGGGAACUUGAAAUUCUUGGAAGUUUAAAGCAUCGGUACCUUGUUAAUUUGCGAGGAUAUUGCAACUCUCCCACAUCAAAACUGUUGAUUUAUGAUUACCUAUCUGGGGGUAGCCUUGAUGAGGCCCUUCAUGAAAGAUCUGAGCAAUUAGAUUGGGAUACACGCUUGAAUAUUAUAUUGGGAGCAGCAAAAGGGCUUGCCUAUCUGCAUCAUGAUUGUUCACCCAGAAUCAUACAUCGAGAUAUAAAGUCAAGCAACAUUUUACUUGAUGGCAAUCUGGAUGCUCGAGUUUCUGACUUUGGACUUGCCAAGCUUCUGGAUGAUGAUAAAUCUCACAUUACAACCAUUGUUGCCGGAACAUUUGGUUAUUUGGCCCCCGAAUAUAUGCAAAGUGGUAGAGCAACUGAAAAGACCGAUGUAUAUAGUUUCGGAGUGCUGGUACUUGAAGUACUGAGCGGAAAAAGACCUACAGAUGCAUCAUUUAUUGAGAAAGGCCUGAACAUUGUUGGCUGGCUAAAUUUUCUCAUCACAGAGAAUAGGCAACGAGAAAUAGUUGAUUCACAAUGUGAAGGAGUGCAGACAGAAACUCUUGACGCAUUGCUCAGGCUUGCUAUUCAGUGUGUUUCUUCUAGUCCAGAUGACCGGCCAACCAUGCAUCGAGUAGUCCAGUUCUUUGAAUCCGAGGUUAUGACGCCAUGCCCAAGUGACUUUGAUGAUUCCAAUUCUGAUUAACAGCAAUUUUUUGAGAAGCACAAAGCAUGGUGGAGUUUGUUUCAUACUGCUAUUUUCUCAGAGAAAUAAUACCAACUUCCGGGCAUGGAGAAAGAAUCCCUAUGAGGUCAGCUCUCUCGAUUUCACUUGUAUUCUGCCUGCAAUUCUUUAGAUAAUUGGAAGCUGCUCUCUCCCAUUGGCAUCCAUCUGUGACUCUCUUAUGAGUAGUUUCAUCAAAUUCUUAAUGGUAUCCCCAUGGUUCCUUUUACUAUUUACUGAAGUUUUACUGUGCAUGAUUCUUGCGUACUCCCAAGUGAGAGAAAUUUCCACUUGUAAUUUCCACUUUUGCCUCAAUUGUAAUUCCUUCCUUCCUUCUAUCCUUAUUUUCUCGGUAUUGAUUGAAUAUGAGCAACUGUACAAAUCAAUUUGCUCUUGUCCAUCACUUUCCUUUUUGUUUCUUUGUAAAGUGUGAUUUUAUUUAAUGGAUCCACACAUUAUAUUGUGACUGUUUCUGUACAAGAACAAGUCUUGUAGUC
Messenger RNA from Momordica charantia (bitter melon), 2515 nucleotides. Lineage: Eukaryota; Viridiplantae; Streptophyta; Magnoliopsida; Cucurbitales; Cucurbitaceae. The record is from RefSeq and is a predicted model, not a curated record.